This is a messenger RNA of Acanthochromis polyacanthus (spiny chromis), 9318 nucleotides long. RefSeq names its product RNA binding protein fox-1 homolog 3-like. The record is from RefSeq and is a predicted model, not a curated record. The transcript has 23 exons. Gene Ontology annotation, cellular component: cytoplasm; nucleus. The coding region runs from base 2182 to 3378 and encodes 398 amino acids. NCBI's taxonomy places the organism in Eukaryota, Metazoa, Chordata, Actinopteri, Pomacentridae. Gene Ontology annotation, biological process: regulation of alternative mRNA splicing, via spliceosome; nervous system development. Gene Ontology annotation, molecular function: mRNA binding.
CAUAGACAUCUAAAACGUGUCCCGAGUAGUAUAAUAGAGUUUAAAGUUCAACAUUUCCCUCUGAAAUCUAGUGGUAUGGAAGCAUAAACUGGUAUAAAAUAGAAAUACCCAAAGUACAGGUGUGUCAAAAUUGUAUGAAGGUUCAGUACUUGAGUAAAUGUUGGCUGUUUCAUAACUGCAAUUACACAAACACUUCUGCUGUCAAGAUCUUUACACAGUGUCAAACUGAUGGAUGCAAAUGAUGCCUACUUACUACAAACCUUAAAUCACACUGACAGAAUACAGAAACAGCAUUUGAAUUAUGCAUGAAAGCUUUAUUUUUCAGCCUAAAGCGUAUUCUUCAAAUUCUUCAACAUGAGGUGCCUCGAACAACAACCUCUCACCAACAAGCCACUUAACAGUGUAUUUUUUUCUGUAAUGCAAGUAAAGCUUAAUGAUGAAAGAUUUGAUUUUAUCAUCAUAAACGUCAUCAUCAAGAAUGAAUACACAAUGAUGUUUAAAUGUCACUCUUUUGUGAUUCUUUCAAUAGAUGGCAUGGAAUAAUAAACAAAGCAGACUCAUUUGCACUUGAAUGCCUCAGGGAAGUAAAAUUUUCUCAUUGAACACAAGCUUGUUUGCUUGAAUCAUGGCCUCAGAAUAAUCACAUUCAAAGGAACACUUCUAAAUAACUACACAUUUCCUUAACUGACUUCAAAUGCCUGACAGAGAAAGGCUGAAUAUUAAACAUAAACACUACAAUUUGACACCAGGUUGUGAUAUCGAUCCAUUAUCUGUUCGAAAGUAUUAAAUAGGUCUUUUGUUUACCUGCUGACAUUCGUGCAGGCGCAGACUUGGACAGCCAAUUAGCCACACGUGUGCUGACCUGGGGGAAAUGCUGCUACUGAUGUUUUCCCAAGAUGGUCUGUUUUCUUCCCAAAAAGAAUGAAUGGAAGCAGACAACCAGAUUCUGUGAAGCUGGCAUUUGUCCAUCAUCUUAUGUCCGACUUUUCCAGGCUUCUCACUCAGAUGAACAAGUGCAGAAAUUGCCUGUACGGAUGCACCAACAUAAGUUGGUGUCCGUGAAUUCGGAGGGAAGGAGGCGGAGUUCAUCUGGUGUAAUAAAAGUAAGCUGGGAGGAAAAUGUGACAGAUGUGGAGGCCUGUGCCAACGAGAAAAGCGAGAGUAGGACUGUCAGACAUGUCGACUCCGGCAUGGUGAUGGAUGGAGAGUGAGAGAAGGGGGGAAAAAGAGAAGAAGAUGAGGAAGAGGAAGAGGAAGCAAGGGGAACAGAAGUGUAGUGUCCCGCUGAGGAUUACUAGCUGGGGAUUCAUGAGCUCCUUCACACCUCCCAUGGAAAGCCGGAGUGUGAUGACGAUGCAAGUGUGUGAGUCGUGAGCUAGCCAGCAAGCGUGUGUGCCGUAGGAAUCUGCGCAACCCACUCUUGAGGUGUUUAAAUCUGAGACGCCGGCAGACCGACUGGGGUGCAGGCAGCCCGCCGCCUUGACACCGCUGAGACCGACGCUCCCUCUCCCGGACUGACAGUCCAAUCGCAAGCCUCCGCUCGCCCUCCCUCCAUCCACAGCGUGCUCCCUUUCUCUCUCUCCCUCACUUGCUCGCUCGCUCGCACUCCCUCCUCCUUCUCUUCUUUCUCUCUUUCUCUCUCUCUAGUUUUCAUUCCUUUGCACUCAAUCUGUGCAUCCCCUCCUCCUCCUCUUCCUCCUCCUCCUCCUCCUCCUCACACCUUUUGGUCAGAAGAGGAAGAGGAAGCCCAGCCCAGGGAGAGACGCUGAGAGGAUGAAACUCUGACACGCCGACAGACCACAGGGAAACAAGAGCACAACUAUAAUUGCUAGAAGGAAGCGCCCAGGAAGGUCAGCCAAGAAUCCCGCCGUAGGUGCCAAAGUGAAAUCUACAGGACUACAAUUACUUGGACGGACUGAGGCGGCAGAGCAAAGUGAAUGACAGUAAGUGAUUGGUGUAGUGUGGCGUUUACAUUGGACUUCGCUCUCUGCAGUGGCGACAAGUGAUUUCUUCUUUUCCCAACACCUCCGACCUCUGACCUCUCAGGUUGUAUCUGACGGAGGGACCGGUGCCGCGCUCCCAUCCCCGCGCUCCUUCAACAACAACACUGGUUGAUCAGCACCUGUGGCGGCAGCAGCGAGUCGAGUGACCCAGCUUCAGGCCGACCGGCUUCACCUGUACAUGGAGACCCCCAGCUGGGCAGGAAACACGUUGUGUAAGUCAGGAAGCAUUGCUGUCUUCGGGAACGUGGUAUACAGCGGACUGCUGAACGAUCACCUCUGGCAUUUGGGAGUGCCCCUCUUUACAAGACUGGGUAACCAAGAGGCCACCAACCCCCCAGAAGCGAUGGCCCAGCCGUACACCCCAGCCCAGUACCCACCUCCCCCACAGAAUGGCAUCCCCGCAGAGUUUGCGGCACCGCACCCGCUCCCGACACAGGACUACACCGGGCAGAGCCGGGUUCCUGAGCACGCAAUGACCCUCUACACGCCCACACAGACGCACAGCGAGCCGGCCGGCACUGACAACAGCACGCCCACCAUCACCGCCACCACGACCGCACCGGUCAGUGCCCUUCAUCACCUGCAAACACUGUUCUCAACACGCUGUCAGCAAACAGAUGAUGUGACGCAAACAGAGGGCUCUCAGCAGCUCCAGCUCCAACACUCAGACUCUUCAGAGAAGCAGCAGCCCAAAAGGUUACAUGUCUCCAACAUUCCCUUCCGCUUCCGGGACCCUGACCUAAGGCAAAUGUUUGGGCAAUUUGGAAAGAUUUUAGAUGUGGAGAUUAUCUUUAAUGAGCGAGGAUCCAAGGGCUUUGGGUUUGUAACUUUUGAAACAAGCACAGAUGCUGAUCGUGCACGGGAGAAACUAAACGGUACAAUCGUAGAGGGACGCAAAAUAGAGGUGAACAAUGCAACAGCACGAGUGAUGACAAACAAAAAAGUGGCCAACCCCUACACGAAUGGCUGGAAGCUGAAUCCAGUAGUAGGAGCUGUCUAUGGUCCUGAACUCUAUGCUGUAACAGGGUUUCCCUACCCUGCCACAGGCGCUACGGUGGCCUAUCGGGGUGCCCACUUGCGGGGACGGGGACGGGCUGUGUACAAUACAUUCCGCACAGCUCCUCCGCCACCACCAAUCCCAGCUUAUGGAGCGGUGGUGUACCAAGAUGGCUUCUAUGGUGCAGAGAUCUAUGGUGGCUAUGCAGCAUACAGAUUUGCCCAGCCCACCACCACCGCUGCUUACAGUGACAGCUAUGGCAGAGUCUAUGCAACAGCAGACCCGUAUCACCACACAAUUGGCCCUGCCGCCACAUACAGUGUGGGGACCAUGGCUAGCCUAUACAGAGGAGGGUACAGUCGCUUCACUCCCUACUAAAAGAAAGAAAAAAAGCGAGAAAAGACAGAGACAUUACCCCAACAAACAAACAAAAAAAUAUCUUUAAAAAAAAAAAAAAGACACACACAAAACAAGCGAACACCUGGUCCUUGGUGGAGAGCUAAAUCAAACUAAAAGCUUCCAGGUCCACAUGCUGAGCCCCUCCCCUGACACCCUCUCAAGCCGAUAUUUCUACAACAACCUUUUUGAUGUCAUCAUUGGUCUGCUCUUGUUUUGUAUUCAUUUUUGUGCUUUUGGUUUUCUUUUGGAAAGUUUUAUGCACACGUGCAUUAUCUUGAUUGCUGUAUAUGGGUGCUGUGUCACCAUAACCAAUGUGAGCCUACUGCAGCACGCAUGGUGCAUGCUCAGAGGUGUGUGUAUGCAGCCGCUGUCAUCUGACUAAGAAUAUACUGGGGCAUUUCUAUGAUGUAUACACAACAAACAAGGAAUCAGGUUGAUGCUGAUCCAUCCCAUUUAGUUACUUCUCUAACAUUUAUCUUCCAUGUAACAUGUAGAAAUAAACAUCUCAGUCUUAGCACUCACUAACAUGCCUUGGUAAUUCUUAGUUCAAAGACGGCACUGCUCUGACUGCUUUUGUUUGUUUUGUUUUGUUUUUUGUUCUUUUUUUAAACAUUGGAGUGUCCUACUGUUGUGCACUUGCAGUGGAGCCUUACAAGCUGUACUAUGUGGUAUGACAGCAUGCAGAGUAAAGGGUCGGGAAGGUCAGAUUCCUGUCUUGGACUCACAAUGCUCAUAUGCCAGCCCAGUCUCCUGCAAAUAACAGUACGUUUAUGUGCGACUACUCUGCAUCGGUGGGUAUGUUUUGGGGGAAAUGUUGCUUAAAAAUUCAUAUCAGUACAGCUGAACAUAAAUAUAUGCAGAAUGAGCAUUUGCCUUUUCCACUGGCAGCCUCUGUUCACAUCUCGUGUUCAGUGCUAUUUUUAGUUUUUCAUAGGACCAAUUGCGCGGGAACACAGACUAAAUGAACCAUGUGCUUUAAGCUGCCUAAAAUUACUUUAAGGGUUACUCGUCUUUUAUUAGAUCCUUUUCUAGUCUACGUCUUUUCUCCAAGCUCAAGCUGAGAUGAUGAAAUCAGUUCUUCUAAUACUUUAUAAGGCUUCUUCAGGACCACAAAAGAUAUUCUACAAGUGCUUUGAAUAGGCUCAAUAGUUCUGUAAGCAGAACUUAGCAUCUAAAAUUGGUUGAGAGCCAAUAUAAGUAGCUGGUCCCAAAUAACGUGGAAUAAUCUGUUUUAAAAGUCAGCCAAAAUAAGAUUGCAGUUCUGCUUGUGUUCUGUAUGUCUUCCUGUUAGCAGUAUUGCAUCUCUGUGUUGUAGGUACAGGUGGUGAUACCGUUGCUGUUUUGAAUAUUAGUUUAGAAGAAUGGAGGAGCAGAAUUGGUUGAUGAGCCUGUACUCCUGCAAGACACUGGGGAAAAACUGUAAAAUCAUGUUUAGGGACUGUAGUCUGUAGAGCUGCACAGUUAAUCAAAUAUUAACCAUGAUUUUGGCUUCCCACAAUAAAAUGAAAGUGAUCAACAGCGAUAUCGACUUUUAAAAUACUCUGUUCAUAGAAAACAACAGAAUAAAGUCAUCUUUUGUCGUGUAAUGCGGUUACUGAGGUUUAGUUACUUCGGGGCUUCUAAAGCAGAUGUUCAGCAAGUGAUAUAUAUUAUUAUAAUAUUGAUUAGUAUAAUUUUGCUAUAAUCUUGCAACAUUUAUUUCAUGGGAUUAGUGAAAUUAUUCAAAUAACUGAUUAGUUGCUGGUUCUAGCUUUUCAAAAUAAGGCUUGACUGCUUUUUGUGUUUCUUAUUCAUUUUAAGUUGAGCCUCUUAUUUUUUGAGGCAAUUUAAAGAUGUCAGCUUUGACCCUGGGAACUCAUGAUAAAGAGGUUUUUCCAUACUUUGAUAAGUAAACAGGUUAAUCCAUUAAUCAAAAAGUUCUUUUACAGUUUGCAAAGAUUUCCAUUGCUCUGCAGUGUAUGUUUUUCCAAAAACAGCACCGUUAAAAUGCAGAAUUGUCGCAUAUAAAAUGAAUUUGCAGAAGACACGGCUGUGUAUCUUCACUAAUACACCAUGGCAGAUGAUCUCUACACAACAUGUACUGUAACACCAAACAUCUUCCACUCACACACACAGCAAUGACACAGCACUGAGGUGGAUGAACCUGACAGAGGGCUGUUUCUUCUACUUGUCACUGGUCUUUUUUUUCUCCUUUUUUUUUAACCAUUGCACAAAAUGUUUUACCUCAGGAUAAGCUAACUGAAACUCACAAAUUACAAUACAGUGCUAUUUACUUCUCAGCAGGCAGGGCAGUUUCAUUUCUAACACAACCAGCAGGUUUGUCCUCUUUGCAACACGGCUUUCAAAAAGAGCUGAUUUUUGAGUUUUAUUUAAGCAGAGACCCUAAGAGAGGAUGAUAAAAUAAGACUGUACUGUUGUUCUUUAUUAAGACUACUGUAUUAUAUAUAUGUAGACAUAUACUGUAUAACACAUCUUACACUGUAUCCACACAAGUACAGGAAGAUAUUAUAUAAAAGCACCCUGGAGUUAGGAGACACAAUGUAAAUGUGUGUAGAGUGCAGACGUGCUCGCCUCUUAGUCGACUUACAGUCAUUGCAUUGGCUUCUAUUACAACUUUGUGCUACGUGAGGUGGAUUUAAAAAUAAAAUCUCUGUGUAGCUACUGUUAGCUGUCAAGAUUUAAGUGCAGCUAUGGAAAUACAACUCAAAGCUAUUGCCAAUAAUAUUUAAUUUAUAUGUACUCACAAAAGUGUUUGUGGUCUCAAAAGAAAUCUGUUUGUUGCACUUUAUUUGUUCACGUUUUUUCAAUACUUUCUGAUAUGUAACAUAUUUAUAAAGAAAAAAGUAUCAUAUACAGCUAGUUAUGUUUAGUCAAGAUGUUAAAAUGAUAUAAUGUUGUAUAUCAAAAAAAGAAAAUUAACCCAUUAUCUCAUGAGUCAAAGAAAAAUCUUUAUGUGGGUAAACAAGCAUUGUUCUUCCUUUUAUAUGCUAGUCCGUAUGCUACGCACCAUGUGGGGUUUUUAUAAGACUAAAAAACUAACUUUGAAUAUUAUUUUUACCAUUUUCAAAUGGGAGAGCUGGUUUGAGUAUUUGAAGGAGUUUCUGAUAUAAACUCUGCAGCAGAGUACAUGUGUGGGUGUUCACUUAGUGACCACUAGUAGUAAGCUAGACUGGAAUGAAACAGAUUUUUGGCUUUCUGAUCUGAAUGUGUGUGAAUCUGUGCUGUGUGUUCAUAUAUAUAUGUAUAUAUAUAUAUAUAUAUAUAUAUAUAUAUAUAUAUAUAUAUAUAUAUAUAUAUAGAAUGUUUGUGUUUGAGUGUGUGAGGAAAGAGAGGAUGGAGGGACUGAAUGCAGUUUGCAGUUGACAUGAGUUCACUCCAUGUCCCUGUAAUAACAUCACACUAUCAUAAUUGUCAUAACAAAAAGCAAACAAGACAGUGAACAUUUCCUCAUUUUAAAUAUUGAUGGACUAUUUUGGCUUUUAGUUAAAGAGACCCAUUUGGUCUCCUUAACUAAAAUAGCAGGGGUUGCAUGUGCUAAUGCUUUUGCUUUUCCUAGAAGAAAUCAUACGUGAAGAUUGAUGUCAAAAAGGUGCUACAUUAUGGAUAUUUUUACUAGAGAACUCAUCACGUUGUGAUAGAGACAAAACAAGGUGACCCUAAUUUUCUGGCCACCUUACAUAUAUGUUUGCAGACAAUAAGAGAGCACGAGGAUUGACUUUCAUGCUUGCUCUGCUUGAGGACAUUCAGGUAACAUAUUUCCUCCUCAUGUAAUAACACAGCACUGAUAAACCAUCUUGUUGAGUAAACCAAGUUUUUCUGCAACUUAAUGAAUUACCAAUUCAUUUCAGUCCUCAUUUACAGUUACAAUAGCUAGCUAAGAACACAAAGCAUGAUGCCAAGAGCUUCCGUGUUUUCUUUGACUGCGGUCUGAAACAUCACUAGAAAUGCAUUUUAUCGUCUCAGAAAUGUUGCCCAUAUGCAACCUUUCCUUUCUCUUUCUGUCUUCAUGCUUUAAGCAGACUUGACUUGCAGUGCCCUUUUCUCAGGCCUCUCAUAGUAAUCUCUGAACAAACUUGAAAUGAUCUGAAAUGCAGCAGCACAUCUUUGAAAGAAAACUGAACUGAGACAACGUAGUACUUUGGAUUCAAAGGCACAUUAAUUGACUUCCUGUUCAAUUUAAAAUUCAGGUUAAGAUGUUGCUUUUAGUUUUUAUUUCUAACGAGAGUCCCCGUCUAGAUCCUUAAUAAAAGGAAUAAUCUUUUGCAGUUGUAUAGAGAAUAGUUCCAACAGAGCAACAUUAUUUCUACAUUGAAUGUGUGUAUGUUUAAUACAUUAAGUACAUUUUAAUUAUUAUCGUCAAAUACUUUUACUUAAGCCAUUUUGAACAUAAGAAAGCAUCUUACAACAUGAUUCCGUCCACUACAACACAGCCACAAACUAUAAUCUCAAACAUGAUGGUAGAAUUAAUGGCUGGACUGACUGUAAGUCAUCCAUCAAGCAUUCAUGCACUUAUCUGAAUUACCACUUUAAACAUCAAAUGGUACAAAACUAAUAUUAAUUAUUUAUUUUGGCUUUUGAAUUCAUAAUUUGUGCUCAAAAAUUAAAAGCAUAUCACAUUGAGCUGGGACCAUAUUAUCUUUUUAAAAGGAUGUCAAAGACCAUUUGCUUAGAAUAUCAAAUAUACUGUAAACUGUAAGUACAAAAGAGCAAAGUCAUGUUCAAGUUACAAUGAAAAACGCCAAAUUAAAGAUUGCAAGAAAAAAGGAAAACCUGGUCUUCCCUUCAAAUCAUGAGUAAGUUGAUAGUUUCAAAUUGACUUGAAUAUUUGAAACUGAGAUUUUGGUAGUAAUAGAUUGUCCUAUUCACUUGGUACUCAUACUGCUUGAACGGACUUGUUUUUGAAUUCUUUAUAGUCAGAGUCUGAUAAUGUGAUCAUUUGCUUCAGAUAAUAACACUGUAAAGCAUUAGCAUCUGCAAUGCAAUUAUGAGAAAAUGGAAGUAUGUUUGUGAAUGUAAAAACAUCUCACUGUGAGGGUCCAUCAGGGAUUCAUGCUUUUAAAUUUUUCUAACACUUCCCCCUACUGUCAUGUUAUUACUGGGACAAGUCUGAAUAUUGUCAUUUUGAAUUGCUCCUAUCAGUCUGCACGGGUUUGUCUACAGUUUACAGAAAAAGUAAAAACCUAACAUUGUUUAACUGCUUCAAUGUCAGCUUAUCAAGGCUUAAAUGUUAAAGAUAUAUCAUAUGAAUAACUUGCAGUCAGUAUUGUAGAGGUCUGAGCCGUUUAAUUAUGCUUAUAGUAAGUCAAACGUUUGUGAAUUUAUAAUAGAAACACUUUGAAAUUUUUUGGUUUUGUUUGCUUUUGUUGUAUUCCACAACCAGCUUGAUAUGCAACCAGACCUCUAUUUGAUCCAAACAUUUGUUUGUACUUAUUAAUAGUAGUAUUGAGAUACGGUUUACAUAUCAGCAGAAAAGUACUUUUCAUUCAUCAUUUAUAUUUACAAGUAUUUGCAAAGCCCUGAUAAGCUGGCAGGUGAAUUUAUUAAUCCACCUAAAAUAUUUGUACAAAAGAAAACCAAGCAAAAAAGUUACGGUACUUGUAAAUACAUUUAAAUGUAUAUACACACACUAUAUCACGAUUCUCUGAGUAACUGUUUUAUAUGUAUUCCUAUAUGAAGUGGGGUUAUCUGUGUAUUUUCAAUUCAACUGAACUUGUUCUUGAAUUCUAUGUAAUUUCUAUAAUGAGAAUAUAUUGUCUGAAAGGUGUAAAGUAAUUUUCUUUUGGGUUAAUUUCAUAGGUAAAAGUAUACUAUUAUGAUCCUUUUCUUUAUUCAUGAAUUAUUUUUGUUGUCAGUAUGUGACAUAUAAGUAACCUCUGAUUGUUUUCUGAGUGUCAGAAUAAAGCAGUUAUAAGAACAUUA